AUGUGCAGCGGGUGCUUGGAGCAGGACGGGCCGGUUCUUCAAGCCCAGCGUUACCAGCUUCGCCAACAACAUCUCCACGCAGGCGUUGCUUAUGCUCAGCUGUUGGGAGGUUUGUGCUGGGAAAGUGCUGCAUGCUGCACGAGGUCUCGAAGCAAGCCGUUCGUUGCCCUGAACGAGCCCUCUCUGGCGGAAAAUGCAGGGAAGAAGGUCUUGAACAUGCUAGCAUGGACAGGGGUCGACAGGAAGACCGAUGUGCGAAUGGCAACCCCUUUUGGGGAUAGCAAAAUGGACGGUUCCACUGCGGCGGGAGAUGAUUCUGUAGCAGCGAGUGAGAAGUCUUCCGAUGUUGGCCUGGACCGCCUGGAGGAGACACCGGUAGUGGGCCCGGCGGCGCUUCGGAAGACACUGUCUUGCUCCGCAAAGGGUAUCCUGGGAUGCAAGCUUGUGGAAAGCGCCUCGGGGCCGGUGUUGCCGCCUGGAUCACCUAUGUCGCCCACCAGCCCUCGAUGCUCAGGGAUGGCUACUUCUGCCUCGCAGUUUCUGCCCCGUGAAAGUACCGGGUGGGCCUGGUGGCACGCCGCCCCCGUGAAACUGCACCCCCCUCCCAUGUCCUACCCGCAUGUCCACCCAGCUGCCACCCUUUUCCUGUUCAGGCGGCUGCUUGGGGCCAACAGUGCCGCAUGCGGUGCCGAACAUGGUGCCGUAUACUCCGCAUCCAGCGCAUCCAGUGGUGCAACUGCGGCCCAGACACAGCAUGCUGGUGCAGCCUAUGCAGCCUAUGCAGCCUAUGCAGCCUGCACCGUGGGUGAUUCAAACACAGGAGCCAGGGACAAUGAUUUGCUUACAGGCGUUCCAACGUCGCAGAGGCUGCAAGGAAUUCACAUUUGCCAUGGCCAGGAACAGAUCGCCAAAGAAACGGCAGCAUCAGAGAGGCGGGAGAAAGCCCGUUGCGACAUCUGCGAGGCACGAGCUUGUCGGACUGCCUCGGCUGGGCUGUGCCUCAGUCAUCGCCGUCUUUGCGAUCAGCUGCUAACGCAAUUUUGGCAGUUUGCCAAGCUCCUGUUUGGCUGCUGUCCGCCAGCUCUUGGAGGCAGUGCAGAGCCAAGUUCAGAUCCACAACUCCCUACUGAGCUUGAGGAUCUAGGUGCAGAAGGAAGCCGUACCUUCGAAUGGGGUGCUGGGCAAGUGAAAAGGAGGAGGCGCAUUCCAGCAAAUAAGGCUGAGGUGUCCGUGGAAGACGAGGCAGCACAAAAGCAGCUGCCUGGAAAGCAGCGGAUCUUCCUGAAGACUUAUGGCUGUGCCCACAACAACUCUGACAGCGAGUUCAUGAUGGGCCUGCUGCAAGACUACGGCUACACAUUAGUGGAGACCAUGCAAGACGCCGAUGCUCUGGUGGUCAACUCCUGCACCGUGAAGGGCCCUAGCCAGGACAAUGCAGUGAAUCUGGUGAAGAGUGCACAAGAUGCUGGCAAGCCAGUGGUGUUGGCAGGCUGUGUUCCCACAGCAGAUGUCAACCUGGCCAAGUCUUUGAUGGGGGUCAGCAUGCUUGGAGUGACGCAGCUUGAUCGUGUGGUCGAAGUGGUGGAACAUGCCAUCCAGGGCAAUACCAUCAGCCUGCUGACCCAUCGGAGAUCUAUGCCCUCGCUGGACCUGCCAAAGGUGCGCCGCAAUAGCUUCGUCGAGAUCAUACCCAUCAGUGGAGGCUGCCUGGGAAACUGCUCUUAUUGCAAGACAAAGCAUGCACGUGGAUCACUUUCUUCAUAUUCGGAAGAGGCCAUCCUCGCCAGGGCGCUACAAGCUGCAAGUGAAGGAGUCAGCGAAGUCUGGCUGACUUCCGAGGACACAGGUGCUUAUGGCCUUGACAUCGGCACUAACAUUGCAUCCUUACUGAACCGUGUGGCAGAUUCUUUGCCCGAGCAUGUGAUGCUGAAACUGGGCAUGACAAACCCGCCCUACAUGCUGGCACACAUCGAUGCGGUUGCAAAGGUCUUCCAGAGACCCAAUGUCUUCGAGCAUCUGCAUGUGCCUGUGCAAUCUGGUUCUGACACUGUACUCCGAGCUAUGGUUCGCGAGUACACCUCCAGCGAUUUUCGGCGUUUGGUGGAUGGCUUGCGGGCGCAGGUCCCCGGCUUGUUCGUGGGCACCGAUGUGAUUUGUGGUUUUCCUGCAGAGAGCGAAGAAGACCAUCAAGCCACUCUUGCCCUGGUCCGGGACUACAGAUUCCCCAUGUUGAACAUUUCCCAGUUCUAUCCUCGACCGAACACUGCCGCAGCACGCCUCAAGAAGCUGCCUGGGAACAUCGUCAAGGCAAGGAGCACAGAGAUGACGCAGCUCUUUGAAUCGUAUUCCACCUGGAAUCACCUAGUUGGCUGCACGCAGCGUGUCUGGUUUUCGGACACAGACGAAAAACGCCAGCAGACGGUGGGCCACACGAAGGGCUAUGCGAAAGUGGUGCAGUCAGCCGAGGAUGCGCUAUUGGGGCGGAGUGCUCUUGUUAAGGUGACGCGUGCCACAAAGUGGCACGUCGAGGCUGUGGUUGAGGCAUCUCAGCUGGACGUCAGCGCAACCGACCUCGCCACACUGAGACAGGUGAGGACGAAGUUGCUGAAUGCCUUGGCGUCGGCGCAGGAGGUCGACCUGCCUCGAGUGGAGCGCAGCGUGGCAGAGCAACAGCGAAGACGCUUGCACAAUGCUCUGCAGGACAUGAAGGGCCAGCUCCGAGUUUCCUGCCGGAUACGCCCACUCAGUGACCAAGAGAAAACCCAGAAAGGUGAGACAGGCGAGUUAGCGCUGCGUCCUUUGGACGGCUCACGGGUGGAGCUAAGCCUGCGAGAGGGGCCUGCGCAAGUGUUCGAAUUUGACAGCGUGUUCCGUCCAGAUGUCCCGCAGCAGGUGGUUGAGGAAAUCUUCGAAGACUGUCGUGAUCUGGCGCAGUCUGCGGUGGAUGGCCACAAUGUCACCGUCAUGACCUAUGGUCAGACGGGAGCUGGAAAAACCUACACGCUGUUCGGAAGCAAAGAUCAGGAGGGACUGGUCCAGUACAUGAUCCGAGAAGUCUUCGCACGCCUUGCAGAUCAGGCAGAGGACGAUGAGGAGUGCACUGCCACUGUUACGGGUUCUGCUUUGGAGCUGUACAACAAUCACUUCAUUGACUUGCUCCGCCCCGUCGACCGCACAGGCCGGCAGGCCCCCGGAGUGAAGGUCUGUGUUGAUGCGCAAGGGUGUGUAGAAGUGGAUGGGCUGGAACAAGAAGUGGCACAGACUCCAGUUGAUUUAUUGGAGAUCCUAGAGAAGGGUCUGGCCCAGCGCGUUGUGGCCGAACACGCCCUCAACGCAGAUAGCUCUCGUUCGCAUAUGGUCUUCACAGUCAGGAUCCAAACAGAAGGCAGCUCUAAGAAAACAACGCGGAAGCUCACGUUCUGCGACCUCGGCGGAUGUGAGAGGAUCAAAAGGUCUCAAGUGGCUGGGGACUUGCAGAAGGAGGCCAUCGAGAUCAACAAGUCGCUUAGUGCGCUCAGCAGUGUCAUUGAGGCAGUUGCUGGUCGCCGACGGCAUAUUCCGUACAGGGACCACAAGCUGACGCGGUUGCUGCGUGAUGCAGUGGGUGGCAGCGCAAAGGUCCUGAUGUACGUCUGCUGCUCCCCUGCCAGAUCCAACAUCGAGGAAACAGCAGCAGCGCUGAAGCUGGCCUCGAGGGCGGCGAAGGUGGUGAAUCAGCAGAAGCAGGUGGAAGCUUCCUCCAGCAUGUGA
Molecule: messenger RNA, 3750 nt
Organism: Symbiodinium natans
Lineage: Eukaryota; Dinophyceae; Suessiales; Symbiodiniaceae
Source: the annotation of a GenBank genome assembly